This is a messenger RNA of Helicoverpa armigera (cotton bollworm), 845 nucleotides long. RefSeq lists its product as uncharacterized. Gene Ontology annotation, biological process: regulation of gene expression. The coding region runs from base 91 to 750 and encodes 219 amino acids. The transcript has 4 exons. Lineage: Eukaryota; Metazoa; Arthropoda; Insecta; Lepidoptera; Noctuidae. The record is from RefSeq and is a predicted model, not a curated record. Gene Ontology annotation, cellular component: nucleus.
AUGAUUUGUGAAGAACUAGUUUUGACAGCCGACAGCUAAAUAAAAAGAAAUUUGAUCGCGUUGAACUUUGAAGCUGUGAAAUAAAUUAAAAUGACAGUCCAACAGAUUAACUCGAAUAUUUCUGACGACUCAGAUGAUAUGGUUAGUUUACCAUCCGAAGAGGAGAUUUAUAGGCGAAAAUACCAGUUGUUGUUGGAGCGAUGUGAAGUCUUACAACAGGAUAACGAAAGAAUUAUUACUAGAAUACAUGAAGCGAAGAAAAUAACCAAGCGCUACCGGAAGGACAUUAAAUUGUUGGUGGAGCGAUUGGAUAGGCAUGGCGAUCAGUUCAGAACUGUAUGUUUGGAGGUGGAAACUAAACCUGAGGUGAUAGUGCGACCGCCCAGAGCUGGGGGGAAAACUCAAGCUGUGUCUAAACAAACAGAUAAACAGAAUGCUGGGGCUGCUAAGAAACCUGGACCCAAAAGAAAAAGCAAAGCAGACAAGCCUGAAAGAGAUCCUAAUGCUCCCAAAAAGCCAUGCAAUGCAUUCUUCCAAUUUUGCCAAGAACAGCGGCCUUUAGUUGUUGCUGAAGCCGAAGCUAACUCUGAGUUGGGAUCUGAACCUUCGAAACAAGAAGUCACGAGGCAACUGGCGUCACGAUGGAGAGCACUCAAUAAUGAAGAAAAAAGGGUAUAUGUGGCAAUGUUUGAGAGAUCUAAGGAAAAGUAUGCUGAACAAAUGUCCGCCUACAUAAAGAAGGAGCAAUGACAUUCACCAACACCUGCCAAUAAUAGCACUUAAUUUUCUUGUGAUCAUCAGCUUUAAGGUUAGGUUAACUAUUAAACAGUAUUUUGUAAGGAAAA